Molecule: messenger RNA, 885 nt
Organism: Colletes gigas
Lineage: Eukaryota; Metazoa; Arthropoda; Insecta; Hymenoptera; Colletidae
Product: carbonic anhydrase 1-like
Exons: 5
Coding region: 1-885 (294 amino acids)
Cellular component (GO): cytoplasm
Molecular function (GO): carbonate dehydratase activity; zinc ion binding
Source: RefSeq, a predicted model, not a curated record
AUGUCAGAAACGCACGAGGCUGAUACAGAGAAUGCUAGGUUCGUUCAAGGUUUAGCUGCCACCGAUGGCGAAUUAGAGUCUCCGGUCGAUUUGGAUAUCAGUUAUAUGAAAGUUAUAGAACUGAGUCCUUUGCAAUGGAUUAAUAUUGACGUGGCGCCGAGGAAAGUGAAAAUUACCAACACUGGAUACACGGUAAUUCUCAGCGCGAAAUGGCAGCAGAAACGACCUUAUCUUUGCGGUGGACCGUUCACGGAGAAUUAUAUUUUCUCGCAAAUUCAUUUUCACUGGGGAGAAAACGAGAUGAACGGGAGCGAACAUUACAUUGACGGUGCGAGCAUGCCGAUGGAACUCCACGCAGUGCACUUCAAAAGCGAGUACGAAACGUUGGACACGGCGCUCCGGCGACCCGACGGCGUCACCAUUUUAGUAUAUUUUAUUAAGGUAAGUCCAAGUUUACAGAACGAGCCAAAUAAAUUUAUGGAGGAAAUAGUGAAAAACUUGGCUUCCAUACAGAGCACAGAUUCGUCCGUUCGUAUAGUGCCUAUACAGUUGACAAAUAUUAUGAGGCCGUUCAAUGACGAUUACUUUUUAUACUGGGGUUCGAUAGUUACGAUAAGUAACGUGCACAAAAUUCUCUGGGUGAUCAGCAGAGUACCGAUAGGAGUUUCCGUCGAGCAAGUUGCAGAGUUUCGCACGUUAACCGACGAAAAGGGUGUACCUAUACUCUCGAACAUACGCGUGUUGAAAGAAAGACAAAACAGAAACAUAUUUCACGUUUGUCCGUCGGGUUCGACGUAUGCUUCUCUCUUACCAUUGCCACGAGAUUAUUCAAACAACGAAACAGACGAACCUAGCGACGUUUCCAACGAUACCCCAGAAAAUUGA